Molecule: messenger RNA, 198 nt
Organism: Lasiosphaeria miniovina
Lineage: Eukaryota; Fungi; Ascomycota; Sordariomycetes; Sordariales; Lasiosphaeriaceae
Exons: 2
Coding region: 1-198 (65 amino acids)
Source: RefSeq, a predicted model, not a curated record
AUGGCCACCGCCACCAGGGCCACCCUCGCCACCGUCGCCACUAUCGCCACCGCUAACAGGGCCACGCACUAUCGCCACUACCACCCUGGCUACGCAAGGAUGACUCUGCUGUUUACAGACAGUGUGAAUGCCCUUACAACGGUCAUGAACCCGCUCAACGGCGCCCGUACUCGCUGCAUCGAUAUACGGUACAAAUAG